CGGAGGGCUCCGCGGCGAGCGCGGCUCCCAGGCGCCCGAGGGCGCGCCGAGGUCCGCGGCAGGCUCCGCCCCUGGCUUCUUCCCCCCCGAUGUUUCUUCACAUUUUGACCUGAAUCAGACAUGGCAAACUUCUCAGAACAUAGGACAUUAGGGGUGUGAAGGCCAAGAAAAGAAAACAUGGAAACGUUCUGAGAGACAAAGAAAAACAUCCCACCUGAAACUGAACAACUGCCGAGUGAAAUGCUGAGAAUGGCCAGUAAGGACAACUGAGAACACUGAUAAACACUUCUGAAGACUUAUUACACUAUGACAAAAACAAGAAGUUUGCGAACCAAGAAUUUCAUCUGUGUUUGUAUCUGUAUAAUAACCUUCUACCACAGUGUGGUUCCUUCUGUGGAAAAUGGAUAUACGGCAGACUAUUCAAAGAGGUUCCUAGAGGCUGUUCCUAAGAACCUCCCAGCAGAUACAAUGGGGUUGGAUUUGUCACAAAACAGUAUCUGUGAAGUUGGGACUUCUGAUUUUAAUUAUCUUUCCAAAUUGCGCAUAUUAAAACUGGCUCAUAACUGUAUCAGAGACAUCGAUUUCAGUAUUUUCCAAAACAACAAGAAUUUAGAAUACUUAGAUUUAUCCCACAACAAACUGUGGACUGUUUCUUGCUAUCCUAUUAUGAAUCUUAGGCAUUUAAAUCUCUCUUACAAUAAUCUAUCCAUGCCCAUGUGCUCUGAGUUUAGCAAAAUGUUGAAAUUGGAGUAUCUUGCCAUUGGCACUAGAAGGAUACAGAAAUCAGAUUUCAGUGUUCUUGCUCAUUUACAACUGGAUACUUUGUUCUUGGAUCUGGAAAACCUCUCUGAAUAUAAAGCUGAAAAUCUGUCAAUGUUCAAUGCCAAGAACCUCCAGAUCGCACUCCCCCCAAAUAAAGAAUUCCAUAUUGUCUUGAAUCUAGAACUCAGUAGUACAGUAGGAUUAGAACUAUCAAACGUGCAAGAUGACCACGUCAAUGACUUGAACACCAUUCUGCGUAAGCUCAGUAAAAACGUAAGGCUGCGAAACUUAACACUGAGUCAUAUGAAAACAUCCUUGGGAAAUGUUGUUGACCUUUUUCAGAAUGUUUGGAAAACCACCAUUGAGUAUUUCAAUGUAUAUUACCUCACCAUUACACAAUUAAGGCUAAUUCCUCCAAUUCCUGAUUAUGCUGAAAAUUCAUUAAGAGCGUUGACAAUUAAACACGUAAUAAUCAAAGAAACAGAAUUUAACCAGACAGAAGUGUACAAAUUAUUUUCAGAGAUGAAGAUUUCAGCCUUGACAGUUUCUAAUGCAACUGCAAUACAUAUGCUGUGCCCUUCAAAGCCCAGUCGUUUUACCUAUUUAAAUUUUUCUUAUAAUAGUAUAACAGACACGCUUUUUGAAGAGUGCGAUAACCUAGCUCUCCUUGAAACACUUAUUUUACAUGUGAAUCAAUUUAAAAAAUUUACCAAAGUGAGUUCAAUGACCAGCCACAUGAAGUCUCUGAAAUAUUUGGACAUGAGCCAGAAUUUAUUGCAAUACGAAGACCAUGAGAAAGGAUGCAGUUGGGGUGAAAAUCUGGUUGAACUCAAUUUGUCAUCGAACCUGUUGUCUGAUUCAGUCUUUCACUGUUUGCCAGUUAAUAUCCAAAAGCUCGAUCUACAAAACAACCAGAUUUCAAGUAUACCCAAAGAGAUGGUUGAGCUCAGAGCUUUGGAAGAGCUGAACUUGGCUUCUAACAGGCUAACUGAUCUGCCGGGAUGUGGCCAGUUUAGCAGUCUGAGAUUACUGAACGCCGCAAUGAAUUCAAUAUUCACGCCAUCUUCUGAAUUCUACCAUACCUGCCAGAGCAUCAGAGAGGUAAAAGCAGAACACAACCCGUUCAUGUGCUCCUGUGAAUUAAGAGUGUUCAUUAAUCUUAGAAAACAAGGAAUGGUGGAACUGGUUGGCUGGCCGGAGUCUUACCUAUGUGAAUACCCAGAAUACUUGAGAGGAAUCCAGUUAAAGGACUUCCACAUCUCUGAGCUUGUCUGCAACACAACACUUUUGGUUGCCGUAGUUCUCGUCAUUUUAGUGGUCUUUGCAGUUAUCAUUUCCUUUCUGUGUGUCUAUUUGGACGUCCCUUGGUACUUGACGAUGAUGUGGCAGUGGACUCAAGUGAAGCACAGGGUUUGGAAGAAUAAGCCUGAAGACAUUCAUGACAAUAUAAUAUUCCAUGCUUUUAUCUCGUACAGUGAGCGUGAUUCCGACUGGGUGAAGAAUGUCUUGAUUCCAAACUUGGAGAAGGAGGAUGGUUCCAUACGGCUCUGUCAACAUGAAAGGAACUUCAUUGCCGGCAAGAGCAUUGUUGAGAAUAUCAUAGACUGCAUUGAGAAAAGUUACAGAUCCAUCUUUGUGUUGUCUCCCAAUUUUGUGCAGAGUGAAUGGUGUCACUAUGAGCUCUACUUUGCCCAUCACAAGCUAUUCAGAGAAAACACCAACAAUUUAAUCCUCCUCUUGCUAGAACCAAUCCCAACACAUAUCAUUCCUGUCAGGUACCACAAACUAAAAGCUCUCAUGGCCAAGAGAACGUACUUGGAAUGGCCUAAGGAGAAAAGCAAGCAUGGACUCUUCUGGGCGAAUCUUAGGGCAUCUAUUCAUAUUAAACUUACAUCUAGCAAAGCAGUGAAUGAGUUGCAGAUAUAUAGUCAAUUGAAUUAUUAAUUAACAAGAUUAUUCCAGAUGAAUAAAAGUAUUAUAUAGAGCAGGAUAUGGUAACACCCAUUACUGUGCAAAUUGGACACAAUGAUUAGAACAGUUAAGGAGAGAAACAGAGAAGCCUCGAAAUUGGUAGAAAAGAAAUGAUGUCAGUUUGUUUGAACAGAUGUCUGUCUGAACAGAUGUUAUCUCAGAUAUCUCCUAUAAAUCUUAAGCGGGAGGAUCUCUCUUGUUCCUCAGUAACUCAAUGCAAAAAACAUCUGGCUAAACUGAUUUAUGCCAGAGAUAGGAGCUAAACCCAUUUUAAUGCUCGAAGGACACGCUCUCCACUUGCCUUGGGCCUUCUCUCUAAGGGUAAACUCCCUUCUUAUUUAGACUCUUUGGUUAGCCCAAAGUUUUGUAGAACCUUUAAUCACUCACGGUUCAAUUGCCCCUUUUCAAUGGUAUUAUUGUAUUGUCCGUUAAGGAUCCCUUGUGCCCCUGCCCCCUUCAGUCAGUCAAUUCUCUUGUACAUAUUCUCUUGCAAUGUCCUUAUGUGUCUCAGUCUAUGCUAAAAUGGAUUAUACCAUGCUUUGAUAAAUGGAUUAUGCUUCCUCUAGGGACAUUAGAGCAAAGGAUUCAAUACCUCGUAGGGGAUUCUGAUCCUAAAUGUAUUUAUUUUGUUGCUCAAUUUGUAGAGGCCACAGAGAAGUGUGGAAGGGAGAUGUUUUUAGAUACGGGCUUUAAGUUUUUCAGUUUUAUUGUUCAAGACUUUGGUCGAAGAACAGGGGGAUGAAAAGAAAGAUACAUAGAUUCAGCCUGCGCCUUAUAGAUGAAGUCACCAGCGGCUGUAAUCUGAAAAGCCCCUAGAGACAAUUUACUAAAAUUCCUUGUUUAUGCCACCCCCUUGAGGACAUCCUCAUUAUUUAUAAUAAAAUAAAUAGAUAAAUAAAUAAAUCCUCCAUGUCUUCUUCAGAUUGUGCACAAUUGCUGGUGUUCAAGUAUGUUCCCAUUCAACUCAGAUGAACUGCAACUGAGAUGCAUGUGAGAUGCAUGGCAUUGCUUGGUGUGGUGAACCUUUCCAGCAGGGCUGUUUUUGUGCGUGCGUGCGUGCAUGCGCGUGCCAAAUAGGAUCGUUUAAUGGAAAUUUGGUGCCAUCUGGUGGUGAUUGCUAUACUCUUCUACUUCCCUGGUAAUUUGGCUAUUGAUGACUUUCUCAGGAAGCAAGAGGGAAAAUGUAUAUUGCUUGAGUUUAAUAUGGACCACGUAUAAACAUUUACUAUGAAUAGCUGUUUAUGCAGAAUUGACUUAGGUGCAGAAACCAAAAGUAUUGGAAAGGGCAUGUAUAAUGAAAACACAGCACUGCAUGCCUCUUCCAAGUUUUUUAGCAUAAGCAAGAUUGUAUAACAACUUGGAUCUACAGCCAAUUUUAAGUUACUUAAAAUUUUAAGUAACUUAAAAUUUCUUACUGGUACUGUUCUUUCUUGGAGGGGGGUCAAAGCAAAAGAUGGGAGAUCUCACUUCACUCACUUGUUAAUUCGUACGCUGUACAGGCUUACUUUCACCCCUGGCUGUAGCAACCCCCUCUUCUCUUUAGCUAUGAACACUUGGAAGAUGGAUGCUGGGAGAGCGAUUUGGUACAAAAACUGAAACUCUACAGGCCACAUGGCAUCAAAACACAUUUCCUGAACUGUUACACAUACGAGUCAAAGGUAAUGCUUGUAUCAGUUACCGCUUGGACUUGAUUGGCCUUUGGAAUCUAGUUUUAUUGCCUCAUUUACUGCCUGAGUUAUACUGUUUUAUAGUAUUGUGUUUUUCAAAAUGUAACCCAUCUUGAGUCUCAGCCAGAAAGGCAGGACUAUAAAUGAAGCAAAUAGACAUAGGAAAAAAGCUUUCAUUGUCUGUCAGCUCUGCCCCCCCCCCCGCAGCAGCUCUCCCCAACAUAACAACACCUUCUAGUGUUACAAACUCCUGAGACCUGGGAACCCUAAAGCCAGCUAAUUAUUAAUUAAUUAUUACAGUUAAUACUGUAUUAACUACUCAACCGGAAAAAGCCCAAUGUAGUGAUUUUGCUUAAACUCGCCUUGGACAUUUAUUACUUAUGUUAGCUUAAGCUUUUACCUCAGGAAAGCCUUGAUCCCAACCAACACUUGUUUCCACUCACAAAAUGCUCCAGGUAUUUUCUAUCUUAUCUAGGCUUAUACUUUACCACUACACCAAACUGGCUCUCUUAAAAAGGGAGGAAGUCAUGGAGGAGGAAAGAAGUUUUUAUCAAUGGCAAAAUGGAACUUCCAGAUGCAGAGGCAGUGUAUCAGUUAUCCUACCAAAAAGUGUAUUUUCAACUCUCUGUGUUUACAGUAUGAUGCAGGAAAGCCUAGCAAAAGAAAGAGAGCUCCCCAGGCCUUCAAUAAUGAACUUUCCUUCAGUAUUGUAUAAUACUGGCCACACUGCAGGCAGACAGACAGGCUCUUCUCCAACAAGGGAAGAUGCUUCUCCUCUACCAUCUGCUGAAUCUCCUUACUCUAUUCUAGUUCCAAAAGCCUAAGCAGAAGUUUCCCUAUACCCUAUAUGUGCCAUCACUGCAGUAUUUUUAUUUUUGAAAGGAGGUGCGGGUGAAAAGAGAGUUUAAUUGAAAAGAGAGUUUAAUUGAUGCAUUUGAACAUCUGGUCAAACUAGAGGUGGAUAAAUUGGAAAAGAGACCACGUUAUAUUAAGCAAAAUUUAUCCCUCUCAGAACGUAGGGCCCUUAAAAAUCUUUUUUUUUCUUUUUUUUUUAUUUUAACAUCUAGAACAAUAAACUACAAAAAACUACAAUAGUACAAGGAGAGGGAGAGAAGGGAGAGAAAAAAAAAGAGGGGGAAGGGGGGGUGGAAAAAUGGGGAAGGCAACUCACAAACACUAAACACUACACUUCAAUGCUUUCCCUUCAUACUGCCAUAAUUAAAGAAAAUAGCUUAAUAAAGUAAUGAUGGAAUGGUUGAUCUUGCAAAAUACAAAUUACAGUUCAAAUUAAAUCUUCCCCCCCCCCCGGGCCUCGGACGCAGUUCUCUCUGAGCAGCUACAAAGGGUUUUAUGGCUUCGAUAACCGAUCUUUUCACCAGUUCCUCAAGCGACUCGCCUCUUCCCUGCAGGGCAGCCGAAAUUGACUUGCCCAAAGCAGGACUCUGCUUUUUUGCUGCCAUUUUAGGGGGGGGGGACCGCCAAUCUUCCAAGACUCUGCGAGGGGGGGGGAAAUCCGAAUCUUCUAAACUUCAGAUCCCACCACUCCUUCACAUGCGCUUGUAGUAACAGAAGGGAUUCGCUUACUUACAGGCUUCCGCCUAAUCCUGUUCUUUGCCGUUUUCCAUGGCCCGGCAGCACACAAGGUGCCACGCAUGUCUGCCGGCCUCCAUAGGGACAAACGGGCAAUUUACCCCCUGCCUCGAUCUGCCAGAGGGCUCUUCCCAUCGCGUCCCGGACCCAGACUCCCUCCCUGGGAGCCCUGGGGGCUAACCCUUGCAGAUCAGCCGCCCGGUCAGGCUGCUCGGCCGCUUCUUCUCGGACCUGCCGAGAGGAGCGUCCGACAUGGCCGUGAAAACGAAACCGAAUCGGGCCCUUAAAAAUCUUGAUGCUGACAAAUCUAUCAUCCUCAAACCUGCCGAUAAAGGUGGCGGGGUAGUUGUGCUAAAUACCACCGAUUAUGUCAAAGAAAUAGAGUCCCAGCUCAAUGAUAUCAACAAUUAUCGCCCCAUAGAAAGGGAUCCUCUCCCAGAGAUUCAGAGAAUAAUCAAAAUUGUAUUGGGUGAGGCACUUGCCAUUGGGGACUUGGAUCAGGUUAACUAUACUGAUUUGAUAAACCCCUCACCUCGUACACCCGUUUUUUAUGUCCUCCCCAAGAUCCACAAGAAUAAAUUCCCUCCCCCUGGCCGUCCUAUUGUUUCUAGGUCUAAUUCUGUUUUGGAACCUCUCUCUUUUUUUGUAGAUUUUGUGUUAUAGCCCAUUGUGCUCAAAAUGAAAACUUACAUUAAGGAUACGAUGUCGUUUAUAAAAUCCAUAGAGAGUCUCACUGUAUCGGACCAGGCAGUUCUAAUGACCAUGGAUGUAGAGUCCUUAUACACUUCAAUCCCUCAUGAAGGUUCCAGACUCGUUGUUGAAAAUGCCCUUCGUUCCAGAAGUAUUCAAACUCCCCCUACUCGAUUUAUUCUUCAACUAGUCGAUAUAAUUUUGGAAAAGAAUUAUUUUCGAUUUAAAGAGCAAUUUUUCUUUCAAUGCAAAGGAGUAGCGAUGGGCUGCCCUGCUGCGCCCAGCAUUGCAAAUUUAUACAUGGCUGAUUUGGAAGAAAAGUUUUUUCUCAAUCCAGAAAGGAAUCCUUUUUUUAAGAAGAUACUGUAUUUUGGGAGAUAUAUUGAUGAUGUCGCCAUGAUUUUGAACGAUAUUGCACACAUGGAAGGUUUGGCCCAGUGGAUGAAUUCAGUUGAUCCAAACAUAAAAUUAUCAUGGAAUUACAGCUGUGAGGAAAUCAAUUUUUUAGAUGUUUGUGUGUAUAAAACCAAAUGGGAGGUGAGGUGUUAAGCCUUAUAGAAAACCCACUGACAGGUUUGCCUACCUCCACUAUUCAUCACACCAUAACAUCCAAUUGAAAAACAACAUACCUUUUGGUCAGUUUCUGAGAUUGAGACGUAACUCGACCAUGUUUGGGGAUUAUAGCAGUGAAUGUAACCAAUUAGCCAGAGCUUUCGUCCAACAGGGUUACCCAGCAAAUGUGGUGGAACGGGCCAGGUUGCAAGUAAAUCAGGUUCCCAGGGAAACCUUGUUAACACCAACCGACAGAUCAAUUGAAGAUAGACUGACAUGGUCUAUAGAAUAUUCAUCACUGGCAUGGGGCAUUAUAAGGAUUGUUAAGAAGAAUUGGCGCAUUGUACAGAAUAUUCCAGGGUGCGAGUCUCCCCCUUUGGUGGGGUUAAGAAAGACAAAGAGUAUUAAGGAAGCAGUAGUUCAUUCCGAUUUCGUGGACAGAACACCUACCUGUAAUUUGCCCUGUGGCCAUUUUAAAUGUGGCCAUUGCAAUGUUUGUGAUCUUGCAGUGAGUGUGGAUAGUAUUACUAACCCAAGAACGGGUAGAAAAUUGUAUGCAAAUGGCUUUUCCACCUGUGCCACAUCCAACGUGGUAUAUGUAAUUUGCUGUACGUGUAAUUUAGUGUAUGUUGGAAGUACUAUCAGACCCUUGAGACUUCGCAUUCAAGAACAUUUAUCCAGAAUCAGAAACAAGUCAUUAGAAGCCCCUUUGAGCCAGCAUUUCCAGGAUAGGCAUACACAUGAUGAACGUGAAUUGCAUUUUUCUGUAUUACAGACCUUGCCCAGCAAACACUCCUCUGACACACGGAGAGCUUUGUUACGCCUGGAGACUCAGUGGAUUUUCUGUUUAAACAGUUUAUCUCCAUUUUAUAUUGUUAUAAAUCAUGUUAACUAUGUACAAAAUCAAUUGAGUUUGUAAAUGAAGUUGUAAAUGAAGUUGUAAAUGAAAUUACUGCAGAAAAUUUUGCUUUUUGAGGUGGUCACAUCCUGAUUUGUCUUUGUGUAUUAAUUUCAGAAAAGUUUUGGCUUUGGAAGAAGCAUAAUUCUUGCAAAACGGGAAAAUUGCAAGCCGGCAAGCCCGUUGCCAUCUCCCGUCGGGAGGUUUUGGUGUUAAAUUUUGACUCAAUAAUUACGCGUAUCAAGCUCCAGUGUGCUGUAUAUUUCAGUUCUAUAAUUUGGAACAUAAAAGUUGGAUUGUU
Messenger RNA from Eublepharis macularius, 8431 nucleotides. RefSeq names its product toll-like receptor 6. The transcript has 3 exons. The record is from RefSeq and is a predicted model, not a curated record. NCBI's taxonomy places the organism in Eukaryota, Metazoa, Chordata, Lepidosauria, Squamata, Eublepharidae. Gene Ontology annotation, molecular function: lipopeptide binding; transmembrane signaling receptor activity; Toll-like receptor 2 binding. Gene Ontology annotation, cellular component: membrane. Gene Ontology annotation, biological process: immune response; toll-like receptor signaling pathway; inflammatory response. Bases 307 to 2706 code for a protein of 799 amino acids.